AUUUCGGCAUAAGCCAUAAUUGGAUGUUAACUAUUAUAUAUACCCGACAAGAGCAAUGAAAGCUUUAUUCUUCAGAGGACACUUUGAAAUUGAGAAAACCCUCAGGUCGUAUUUCCGACUCUUGGACCACCGCGAAUAUGAGGAUCGUUCAAGUUGUGUCCGUGUUAGUCUUGUUAUGGGCAACGGAGAGCGCCCUGUCGAGGCAUGCCGUUGAACAGGCAGUAGAGGAGAAGCGCGAAGAACAACUAGAGAACCUUUUAGAACGCGUCAUGGAACAACUUGGCGAGAAAGCCGAUCAAGAUGACGGUGAACAGGAAGAGAGGGCAUUACAGAUUGACGCGCCGUUAGUGCCUGAUGACCCCGUUGAUAUUUUGGCACCAGUGCUACAAAAAGGCUGCUGCAAUCGCGGGACAACUACGGUGUCACUCGGUAACGGGAGAACCGGAGUGUCUUACUUUCUCGGAGGGGUUGGACAGGUCAUUGUGCCGCCGGACAACAUCAGUCCCAAAGUACCUUGCAGCCUGAAAGCGCUUUUGAAAGUAACUUUUGACAAGCUGCCACUUUGCAUUAGCGGCUGUUUGAGUUAUCCUCUUUGUGGAAAAAGGAUGCUGAGAGUUGACCUUGAACUCAGCGCUCAAAACCGCUCGGGCUGGUUGUUCAACAUCGGAGACAGUGUCAGCAACAACGGAUACUCUGGAGACAGUGAUCAUCAAACCAACGAUGCUGAAAUUGACGCUAUCCACCCGAAUGUCUACGUCAGACCGAGCGACCUUUGCCCAGACCCACCUAGGCUCCUUGCCACCUAUACAAAUGCCGUGCAACUGGGUUCCGUCAAUCGCGUGACCCUUUUCAUAAGCAACGAGCACGUGCGCAUCACCAACGACCGAGGCCUCAACCAGAUACUGUGCCACAAAUGUCUGUUCGCCCUGAAUGGUCAGUCUGAUCCAAGCAGUGGGGGUGUCAACCAGGACAUCUACAUCGCUCUCAAUAGGGUCAUUUCAGGAGGCCGCAUUGGGGUUGGCGUCUGUUCUGCUAGACUCUCAUGGGUGUGUCCUGAGAAUUACUAACUGCUCCAACAUGACAUCGAUACUUAUUCUUCUCUUUGAUUAUAUGUACAUUUUAAAACGUUUUUAUCAAGUUGUGUUAUCACUAAAAAUUUCAAAUAAAUAACUGCAUAAGGUCAUUUAACUAAUGUUUAUAUUCUUGUUAACCACAUGUAAAUGUUUGCCAUUAAAAUAACAAAUAAAAAU
Dreissena polymorpha is the source of this 1250-nucleotide messenger RNA. RefSeq lists its product as uncharacterized. Lineage: Eukaryota; Metazoa; Mollusca; Bivalvia; Myida; Dreissenidae. The coding region runs from base 138 to 1067 and encodes 309 amino acids. The record is from RefSeq and is a predicted model, not a curated record. The transcript is spliced from 5 exons.